Plenodomus lingam JN3 is the source of this 2667-nucleotide messenger RNA. RefSeq lists its product as uncharacterized. The record is from RefSeq and is a predicted model, not a curated record. Lineage: Eukaryota; Fungi; Ascomycota; Dothideomycetes; Pleosporales; Leptosphaeriaceae. Gene Ontology annotation, molecular function: protein binding.
AUGACAUCACAUGACUGGCCAUCCCCCCUCCUCUCCCCCUUCAGGCUGGUGAGGCUAAAGGCUGGCGGAAAUGAGUGCCGGAUGCGGUGUGCAGGGAGAGACGAUGCGUUGGCCCUCCCCCUCUUCUCUUCCUCUUUCUCUUUCUCUGUUCCAUGCAAUGCAUGCAUCGUGCGCGAUGAGUGGGCAAGGCCAGCCUAUUUUGUCGCUUUGGUGCAAUGCUCGUUGCUGCACAGGCCAGCGCUGAGUGACAAGACUUCCUUCCGGCAGUCUGCCGUGGCAAGUGGCACCGCAGCGCUCUUGCCGUGGCUGGGGGAGUCGGCGUUUCCCCAUCCAGCGUUCUUUCCUGCCACCGCUCACCGCCCACUGUCACUGUGCAAGUUACCCUACAUGUCAAGCUUCAACGCAUUCACGACGGCUGAACAGAGGCAUCUCUUUGCCCUACAGGGCCCUGACCAUAACCGCUCCCCACAGUCACUUUCGCUCGCUAGGUCAAUGGCACAUCCGACUGCACGACCCGCCCUCGCUCCCCCAACCGCCUUUCCCCCCGCCCUCACCUCGACACCCUCGCCAGCGCCGACUACAACGCCUGCAAGCACCGGAUCGAAUAGCAACACCUUCCUCAUGUCCGCAAGCCCGGUGCGCAGUCGCAGGUCCGCCGUCGAGGGCUACAAGCCCAGGAUGAUAUCCACCAUCGGCGCCAAGCCUGCCUGCCUCGUCAACGCCUCCGUCACAUACGUUGGCGACGAUCAAAUAUAUGCUUUUGGAGGGUUUGAUCAAUACACCGACGAAGUGUACAACCACGUUCUUCGGCUGAAUCUUCUAACCCGACAGUGGAACCUGGUAGACAACUAUGGCGACAUCCCUGGGGUCCGCAUGGGCCACACGGCAUGUCUGUGGCAGGGCAACAAGCUACUCGUGUUUGGUGGAGAGAAUGAGCACCGCCAGCAUCUUGCCGACGUAAUAGUAUUCGACCUCAAGACGGCGCACUGGACACAGCCAGAACUUCACGGGCCCAUACCGCGCGGACGCGCUCGGCAUUCGGCUGUGAUAUACGAUGACAAAUUGUAUAUUAGCGGCGGACAGACAGGCCACGACAGUGUACUAGAUGAUAUAUGCUACCUUGAUCUCAAGACUUGGACCUGGUCGCGCACCUGGAGAUUCGUGCCUAGAUAUGAUCACGCAAGCUGGAUCUGGAAUGGCCGUAUCUGGAUCUUUGGAGGCAUCAAUGAUGAUAUGGAGAAGAGUAACGAGAUCUGGUGGUUGGAUCUACGUGGCAGCCCGGAGUUCGAUCAUGCCAUGAAAUUUGGAACCGGUGACCGGCAACUGACCUCCUCUCGUCAUAGGUUUGCCGUCCCUGCAUCCGGCCAAGUGGCUACAGGCAGUACCGGCUAUACAGCCAACUCAAGUGUCCAGUCUUACCAUGGCAUGAGUGCUAGUAGGUCUCCAUAUGUUGCACCUGGAUCCAUCUCGUCGCUCAAGUUCCAUUCCAGCCCGAAUCUACCAUCGCAAGCGGCUGGAACUCACUUUCACAUUUUUUCCUCCGGAUGCCUGCUGGACUUUGUCACACCAGCUGAGCUAAGUUGCGAGACGAGCUUGUCCAGUCUGGAGCUGGAUACCCUCCGAUGGCAGAAGUUGGCAGAGGGCAAGGAUUUGUACAGUCCUAAUUAUCGCUGGCAUUACUGCACGACCAAUCCGGAAGGAACACAUGCUUGGCUGCUCGGAAGCCCUGUUGAAUCGACAGGGGAGGGGAAUCACAAUGGCGAGUAUCUGAGUGAUGUGCUUGCCAUCGAUCUUCGCAAGUACGGCAUCUUAGGAAACGAGCUGGCCUCGGAUUCGCGAUCUAAGAUGAUGCCGUCAUCUGACGCCAAUGUUUCCUCUCACCUCAGUGGUAUCGGCGCAGAUUUAUCCCUGACGUUUGAUCAACCACCGGAGAGUGGCAACGGUGCCGACUUCAUCAUUACGGCAGAUGCAGAUGACGAAGACUAUGUUGACGUCUCGCCAACGACCGGUUCCCCGUCAUUGUCGACUACGCCUGUAUCACGACCCAUUCACGUUCAUAAGCUGAUUCUCCACGCUCGCUGGCCGCAUUUUGCUCGGCUCUGGAGUGCUCAGAUGGCGGAGUUCCAUUCCAAGAAGAUGCACAUUCCCGAACCUUAUUCGGCUGUUCGUGCUUUCUUGUUCUAUCUCUAUACGGACAGCAUUGCACCCAACCCGCAGAGCGGUCCGUCUCUGAGUGAUGUUGCGGGUAUGCUCGUCAUGUCGAACAUAUACGACAUGCCUCGUCUGCGUCUCCUCUGUGUCAACCGACUGGGUCGAGAGCUUGAUGUUGAGCAUGCUGCUGUUAUCUGGGAGCGUGCUGCGACGGCGGGAGAGGACUGGCUCAAACAGCGAGCUGCAGCCUUUUGCAUGCAAAACUUUGGUCGCGUAGUGCGCACAGCAGGGUUCCGCAAUCUGAGUCCAGCGAGCGUGAUUGAGCUCUGCUGUGAAGCCAGUCCAGAGUCGCGAGUGGUUGGGGGUGAGGAGCUGGAUCUUCUAGGUCAGGUGACGGGUCGCACGUUUGGUGUUGCCAGCACGCGUAAGCGUAGUCUGGGCAGUGCUGGGGUGCUGACUGGGGGUGAGGAAGAUGGAGAGGAGGAGGUGGAGGAUGAGGGCAUGGACGUGAAUUAA